UUGAUAUCCAGAUGUCGAAUUGUCACUCAAUACGGAGAAUCAUGUGUUUUGAACAACACCUUUCAUAUCGACAUCGUCAAUAAAUCAGAAAAUCAAUACAAAAUUCAAAGUAAAAAUUUCCGAUCAAAUCAUGCCAGGAGAAAAGGGAAAACCUAAAGUAUCUUUGGAACCUUUUCUUCGGAAGAUGGCAAUAAGAGAUAAAGAUAUUGUUGAUACACAAAAAGUGUCUAAAUCCAAAAGGGAUAGUGGCAUUCCAUCUACAAGUCGAAAAAUCACCGAUGAAAAUUUAGAAAAUAGUACACUUAUAAUUAAAGAUGAAGAUAAGCCGACACAAUUAGUUUCAUCAAGUUUUCCCAAAUUUUAUAUCAACAGGUUGGUUCAAGUAGAAACCGAUUUCGAAGAACAUGAGAAAGGAAAAGCAACGAUCAGCUCGAUAACUUCGACAACAAUGAGUAUAAUAAGCGAGCCUUCCAUAAAAUCUAGCAUCAGCUCCAUCAAAUCCACGUUCAAGGGUUUGCUCAGAACAGAAGAAAGCCCUUCGUUUUACCAGAAGAUGCUAAUACCGUUCAGUGGGUUCACCGAUGCAGAUGUGAAGGAGAUCAGAGGGGCGGAAUCAUCAACGGUAAACAUGCCAAGAACUACGUCUCAAUAUGCUGCAACGAGCUCUAAUGUGAAUGAUCCACGUCCUGUUUUAAAGAGAUACCAAUCCGAGAAGAGAAAAACCAGCUAUGAGAGAUAUGUGCAGGAGACCUUGGAAAACUUCCUGCAAACAAGGAAUAACACGGAGGAUUCGAGCUAUAAUACAGUUCUAGCAGUGAAGAUGAUGGUAAAUGCUUCAAAGGAUGAGAAAAUUAGUAACUUCAUAAACGACGAUCACACGGAGAUUAUGUCCAAGGAUACCAUCGCUGUGAAUAGCGAACUUCUGACCGCUCGCCUGGAUAGGAUAAUUAAUCCUCCAAGCCUCGAAAACUCACUCACCCAUAACACUCAGGAUGCAACCGAAAGUGAUAUACACUCCUCAUUUACGGAAACUGAAUGCUCGCAACAAAAACUCCAACUGAUGAGCAUAAGGAAACAACUAGAGCAAAUCGACAAGCAGUUGAUCAAAGUGAGAGAGGAAUAUGAUUCGGCUGAAAAAAAUUACUUUGAAGCUAAACUGAAUUUGCACCGAAUGAUUUCGAAGAGAGAAAAGUUGUUGGCUCAGCUGGAUAAACUGGAUGUGGAACUCAAGUGCGGACAAAAAAACCAGGAAUUUUCUUCGGCGUAGAUCAAAUUUUAUUAAGAAAAAUUAGUCAUUGGUACAAAGGUAUAUACAAUGGAAUUCUCAAGGAAAUAUGACCAACAUUCAAUAAAUUAUAAAAUAUAUACAUAUUUAAAAUGGUAAAAAUUAUAUGGCAGUCAAAAAUACAACUUACAACAACUUCUUCCGA
Messenger RNA from Harmonia axyridis, 1430 nucleotides. RefSeq lists its product as uncharacterized. The coding region runs from base 131 to 1267 and encodes 378 amino acids. The record is from RefSeq and is a predicted model, not a curated record. NCBI's taxonomy places the organism in Eukaryota, Metazoa, Arthropoda, Insecta, Coleoptera, Coccinellidae. The transcript is spliced from 5 exons.